Messenger RNA from Sorghum bicolor (sorghum), 937 nucleotides. Its product is annotated as 17.2 kDa class II heat shock protein. Bases 166 to 720 code for a protein of 184 amino acids. Lineage: Eukaryota; Viridiplantae; Streptophyta; Magnoliopsida; Poales; Poaceae. The record is from RefSeq and is a predicted model, not a curated record. The transcript has 2 exons.
GAAUGAGUGUGCCUCGCACAUCUGAGGCAGCUAAUGAAUGUCAUCAGAUCAAUCCCUCCUCCAACGGCCACCGAGGUACACCAAGCUAGGCACCAAGAAGCUCAUAAACGCCAUCAACGUGUGUGUGAACUGUGAAGAAACGAGACGACCCAGGACACACCGGCAAUGGCGAGCACGCCGGCGACCGACGACGUCGUGGUCGUGGACCCCUCCUAUAAGUGGAAGUGGCUCGAGGAAAGCGACACUUACCUCCUGAGCCUCAACGACCUCCCUGCAGACUUGAAGCUGGAGGACUUGCUGGUGCGCGUGAACGGCAAGCGCCGGCUCACCAUCAGCGACCGGCGCAAGCCCACGCCCGGCGGCAAGACGCUGCGGCUCAACAAGAAGACGUUCCAGCUGCCCAAGACGGCGAACCCCGACGCCAUAACCGGCUGCUUCAACGGCGGCGUGCUCACGCUCACCGUGCCGGCCAAGGGGCAGAAACAGCCGGCACCGGCAGUCACCGUUGCCGCGAAGGUGGAGGAGGAGCCGGAGCCCAAGGCCAGAGCCGGAGCGGGAGAAGGAGCUGAUCGAUACGGCCGUCGCCGCAUUCACGCUCGGUGUCUUGUUCUCGCACAGGCUCUUCUCCAGCAGGAACUAAUAAUAAUUAAUCAACGACAGGCACGUCAGGCAAAUCAUAUUUUCGCAGGGCAUCAAGCCUUCUACUGUAGCUUCGUGUAGGCGUGCACACGAUCGAUCGAUCACGCACAUGGUUGUCUAUCAGUGGAUGAAAUGUGUACGUGUAAUCGUGACAAGAUGAACUGUACAUAAGCUACAUAUACACGGCUGUUAUGCACCGCUGGAGCACAAUAACAGAGUACUAACAGACACGGCCGGGGUAAUUAAGGUACAGACACUCUUACUUUGUAUUGUACAUAAAAUGGCACGUUCAAAGUCA